Messenger RNA from Gryllus bimaculatus (two-spotted cricket), 879 nucleotides. Lineage: Eukaryota; Metazoa; Arthropoda; Insecta; Orthoptera; Gryllidae. The record is from the annotation of a GenBank genome assembly.
AUGAAAACCCCGUAUACCGACAUGACGGUUCGCCCCCUUCGUGAAUCAAGGGGACUGAAUGAAUGCCUACACAACACAACUGGAAAACACUGUGAAUUCUGUAUAGAAGGUUUCUUCAGCAAUGCCACCCGAGGUCUUCCCACUGAUUGCAAACUCUGUGCUUGCCCAAGUGAGGACCCUACCCACUCCUUCAGUCCUACUUGUACAGCAACCCCUGGUGGUGGACAUAUGUGCACAUCAUGUGCAAGAGGACAUGCAGGUCCACAUUGUGAAAGAUGUGAGCCUGGGUAUUUUGGCAAUCCUGCUGAACCUGGAGGUGCUUGUAAACCUUGUGCGUGUGGAGGAGGUCCAUGUGAUUCUCUGACUGGGCGCUGCUUGAAAUGUCCCGGAAACACUGAAGGUUGGCGAUGUGAGAGAUGUCUUCCUGCACAUUAUGGGGAUCCAGCAGCAGCUGCAUGUCUGCCAUGUGACUGUCAUCCUGCUGGGUCAGUUACUGUCAAAAGUUGUGAUCUGGAAACAGGGCAGUGCCAAUGUCGCCCUCAGUUCAGUGGGCGCAUGUGCAAUCAGUGCAAGCCUGGAUAUGGAAACAUAUCAGCUGGCUGCCCACCUUGCAGUUGUGACAGUGUGGGUGCUGCCACCAAGGUGUGUGAUCCAGAUACAGGGCAGUGUUCGUGCCAACCAGGAGUCACUGGGGUUCAUUGCAAUCUGUGUCAGCCUCAGCACUUCGGAUUUUCAUCCACUGGCUGUGAGGAGCGCUCUCUCGUGUACAAGUGGUCUCGCCUCGAGAUGUUCAACGCCAUCCUCUGCCGACAGAGAGCGCGCCUUCCUCGGUUCUGCCUGGUGCUUCUUACGAAGGUGAAGUUAAUCGACCUGCUCUAG